GCAGGUCUGGGUACAGGUCGUGUUAAUGCACACGACUCGGGCAGUGAUAACGCACAGCUGGUUGAUCACAACUGGUCAGAAGUAAGAGAGAAGGCUCCUCCACAUCCGACCUCAGCCAUCUCCCGAGUCCCCGCUUCCUCCGGGCCAACCAGCUGCACCGGACUGUUGCAAACCAAAAGUCAUCAGGAAAUUCCCUGGAUAUGGUAACUCGUGACUGCAAACUCUAAUUAAUCAUCAACGCUGUAAUACGAUCCUGGCUCCACGAUAAGAGGACCUGCCGAAUAUCUUUGAGAAACCUGUCCCCUGGCCUUCUUCAGACUCAGGGACCCACACCUGAGGAGCCCAGGCGGAUGGGGUCCCAGAUCUGCCCUCAGGCUGAUGCUGAGCCUCCCCGAGAGGCGCUCCGCUUCCACGCCCAGGCGGUGGGCACACAGGUGCGCCUGGAUGCUCAGCGGAGCAUCGCGUGCAGGCGCGCCACGUUCCACGACGGCAUCGUGUUCAGCCAGCGGCCAGUGCGGCCGGGGGAGCGCGUGGCGCUGCGCUUGCUGCUGCAGGAGCGCGGCUGGUGGGGCGGCCUCCGCGUGGGCUUCACGCGCCUGGACCCCGCGCGCGUGCCUGCGCCCAGCCUGCCGCCCUUCUUGUGCCCGGACCUGGAGCAGCAGAGUCACACCUGGGCGGCCAUGCUGCCUGACGGCCGCGCGAGGCCAGGCGACGUGGUGCGCUUCUGGGUGAACCGCCGGGGCCAGAUCUUCGCCCAGGUCAACUCGGGGCCCCGGCGGCUGCUGCGCGAGGGCGUGCUCAUGGGCGCCCCGCUCUGGGCCGUGAUGGACGUGUACGGGACCACCAAGGCCAUCGAGCUGCUAGAUCCUACAGCCAACAGCUUCCCCACAACCAUGCCAAGGGGCCUCCGUGAUGAGACUCUGCCUGGGCCCAAAGCCCUAGCAGAAGAGUGUGCCAUCUGCUCCCACCAGGCUGCCAACACCUGCCUAGUUCCCUGCGGCCACACACACUUCUGCAGCUCCUGUGCCUGGAGGGUCUUCAGGGACACGGCCAGAUGCCCCGUGUGUCGCUGGGAGAUCAAGGCGGUGGCCCCAACUUGGGACCCUCUCUUUCUGGGUGCUGGAGAGGGCCUCCUGGUAUAGGUGCAGAGCUCUGAGCCCGGCCCCUGCCGACGGAGGAGGUGCAGCUCUGCCAUCCUUCUGGAGAAGAGUCGGCAAUGCUGGUCAGCAGCAGGUGUGGUGGAGAGACAGCUCAAGGUCACAAUGGCUCUACUCCUCCUCAGCAGGUUGGGGCCAGAGGAGCCAGGAGACGCCCCUUUCUGCCCACACCAGAACUGCCUCCCUGGCUGGAGAAGGUGGCUAGCAAUGGGCCAGCCAGGAUCUCGCCCCUCUGCUUAGUCCCAGGUUCAUUGCUAUGUGGCAAGGCUUUUAACUAGCCUUGGGGUUCAGCCACCAUGGACCUAGCAACCCGUGGUACACCUAAGUCCCGGGAGUUCCAAGAAGCUGUGUCAGUGAGAAGGGCCUUUGUGUAGAGAGGGCGGCUUGACCCCUGCUUUUAUGACUGAGGAAGUUAAGAUAUAUGUGCGUGUCUGGUGAAGCCUUGCCCACUCAGGGUAUUGAGGAGCCUGGACCAGAUGCAGGGAGCAGCUGGGUGGAAUUUUUUUUGUAUAGUUGAUGUACAAUAUUGUAAAAGUCACUGAUGUCCUAUUGAGUCAUAAUUGUUAAAGGCUAUGCUCCAUUUGUCAUUAUUAUAAGACUAUUGGCUAUAUUCCCCUGUGGCGCAGUGCAUCCUUGUAGCUUAUUUUAUAUCUAGCAGUUUGCACCUCUCAAUCCCCUCCCCCUACAUUGCCUCUCCCCCGUUCCCUCUCCCCACUAGCAACCCCACAUUGUGGUGUGCUCCUGAGGGGAGGGGAGCUCAGGGCCUUGCUACUCUGAUAUCUCGGCUUCUGUCUACCUGGCAGAAUGUUCAUAGUCUGUAGGGAAGCCAGGUCAUCUACAAGUCCUCUGCAGGACUUCCCUAGUCGUCCAGUGGUUAAGAAUCUGCCUGCCCAUGCAGGGGACACCAGUUUGAUCCCUGGUUUGGGAAUUAAGAUCCCACAUGCCGUGGGACCACUUAGCCCUUGGACUGCGACUACUGAGCCUGCAUGUUCUAGAACCCAUGAGCCACAGCUGCUGAAGCCCAUGCACCCUAGAGCCCGUGCUCCACACAAGAGAAGCUACUGCAACAAGAAGCCUCUGCACCGCAACUAGAGAGUAGCCCCAACUCACGGCAAAUAGAGAAAGCCCGCUUGCUGCAGCCAAGAGCCCGUGCCCUGCGACAAAGCCCCGGCGCAGCCAUAAACAUACAAGCAAACAGAUAAACAGAAACUAACUAGAAACAAGUCCUCUGUAAAGGGGAUGCGCAGUCAGCUGCCCCACCUUCCUGGCCCAGCAGUCAUGAGAUCCCAGCAAAACUGUGCAUCUGAAGUCGAGCGGACCCUUCAGAGUGCACUGUUGUCGUGCUUAGUGCCUUGCGAUUUCUGAGAUAUCAAAAUAAAGCUUGUCUCUCGUGAGUGA
This is a messenger RNA of Capra hircus (goat), 2555 nucleotides long. RefSeq names its product neuralized E3 ubiquitin protein ligase 3 (gene NEURL3). Lineage: Eukaryota; Metazoa; Chordata; Mammalia; Artiodactyla; Bovidae. Bases 351 to 1142 code for a protein of 263 amino acids. The record is from RefSeq and is a predicted model, not a curated record. The transcript has 4 exons. Gene Ontology annotation, molecular function: ubiquitin protein ligase activity.